AUAGUACGGCCAACACACGAUUUUUUUUUAAUUUUUUUUGUUCCACUAAAUCUGGCACUUAGCUCCACCAAAUCCGAACAGAAUCCAACUCCGCAAUUUACAAUAAUAUUCCCACAACUCCACGUUGGAGAAUUUGGAAUCAACUUCAUAGAAAAUAGAGAGUUAGAGAGGGGAGAGUUUCUUCAAGUGUAGCAUAAGAGAUUAGAGAAGAAAGAACUUCGGCGCCGUGUGAACGACAGCAACGAGCUUGUUCAGUUUGGAGAUAGAAGAGAUGACGAUGGAGUGGUCCACGGGCUCAGCGAAGGCGGAUAACAGCCAGUGAAUACGGAGCCGAUGGCUGUCCGGUUCGGCAACAGCUGCCGCGACUCACGGCGGCACUACGAUGCGAGAGAACAGAGAGAGAGCGCGGUCUCAACACAAGCACACACACUCAAUUCAAUGAAUUAGAUAAGAGCAGCGGUGGAGCAAGCGUUAUGGCGCUGAGACAGAAAUUGAGGUGCAAGGGAUGGAGAGUAGACACGGUUUAGAACCGCGACUUCGAUGUCGUAGCGUGACGGGCCGAACAACGGUGGACAACAGAUUUAAUGCUGGAGAAUUACACCGAGGCAGUGACAGCCGCGGCAGCGCUGGAUGAUCAGCGACUUCGGUGGAUGGCGAUGGCGGCGUGGUUUCGAGCGGAUCAGAGCAGCGACGGAGAGGCAGAGGCAUCGUGCUGAUUUUGGGAAAGAUAGAGGGAUUGAGAGAAAGAAAUUUGGAAUUCGCAAUUUGGAAUUCUUCUGAUUGUGAGAUGAGAGGGAGACAUUGUGGUUCCAUAACUUGAGAAGAAAGAGACGAUGAAUGAUGGCAAGGCUUUUUCUCGCUUAAAUGAAUAAGCUUUACAGACAGUGUUGCCGCUGGACUGUGGUGAUAGCGGAGUUCGCAAGUUGGCAACAUCAGCGGCAAUGAUCGACGGGGGAGAAACUUUCCGGAUCGAAUGGCGACGGGCGGCAGCGAGGCAUUGUCGCACGCAGGCGACGCAGUUGCUCUUCGUCGGGAGGAAGACAGAGCGAAAUCGUUUGAGAUAGAGGAUCGAGCAGCACCGGUGGCGGGAAUGAAAGUGCAGGCAGCAACGCUGCCACAUAACAGACGGACGGCUCUGCAGAGCCGGGAUAGGUCUCCGAGAAUGAAUCGUGGAGGAGGAAAAAAAAGGAGGGAGAGAAGAAACCAAAUGUUGAGAAUGAAGAAAGAAUUAGGCACUGGAGUUCUCUGAUUUUGUGAACAAAUUUUGGAGAGAGAGAGAGAGUAGGUGACGGAUGGGGGAAAGAGAAAGAAAGAAGUGAUGGAUGACUGAGCAAGGAAUUGGGCAAUCUUUUUCAAAUCUCGUUUUUGGAAGUAAACGUAAUGAGAAUAAGAGAGGAGUGUGGCGCUUGCUUACAUGCGUUGAACUAGAAUUUGUAAACAAGAAUGACGAGAGCUCGGAUGGAGUCAAUAGAAGGAUGAAUAUGACGUGUGCUAAAGUCAUCGAAAAUUUAGAAAUUCCUAAAAGGGAUCGAAGGGUUGAUUUUUGCAUGCUAUUUGAGAUCGGAAUGGAAAGACGAAUUGCGGAUUUUAAGCGAACGAGGUUGAGCGGUGACGAGCGGUGGGUGUUGAGCAUAAAAGUGAAGAAUGUCUUUUAAAUGUUCAGAAUAUGUUAUGUCUUCAUACAUAACAUUAUUCUACUCUCGAAUGCUUCCGCUAAAAGUUGUUAUUUUGAUUUCAUGUAUUGUUGAGAUAGUAAUCCCUUUGAGUUGUCAAUUGUUGAGAUGAUACUCUGAUUUUUAUUCGAGCUAUUACCAUUUGUUUCGAGCUA
Molecule: messenger RNA, 1828 nt
Organism: Salvia splendens (bonfire salvia)
Lineage: Eukaryota; Viridiplantae; Streptophyta; Magnoliopsida; Lamiales; Lamiaceae
Exons: 4
Coding region: 1323-1655 (110 amino acids)
Source: RefSeq, a predicted model, not a curated record